AUGGCCGACAAAAAAGUGCCCAACGAGCCUCCCCCCGAGUACACGGCCUCGCCCGAGAAGGCGGCCCUUCCCAUCAGACAGAGCGCCCCGAUCCGGCGACCGCCGCCGCCCCUCGACCUUCCCAUCCUCAACUACAUCAAGUCGCAUAGAGUAAUCCUGGCUUCUGCUUCACCCCGGAGGAGAGAGCUCCUGGCACGAGUCGGCCUCACCGGCCUCGAGAUCCGGCCCUCGGCCAAGCCCGAGAACCUCUCCAAGGCGCAGUACGGGCCCUUCGAGUACGUCUCCGCCACGGCGCGCCAGAAGUGCCUCGACGUCUACGAGCUCGCCCUCGCGGCGCAGGAGGCCGCCGCGGGCGAGCGCGACGCCGCCGCGACCAAGGCCGAGCGCGAGGCCGUCGCCGUGCCCGCGGACCCGGCGCUCGUCAUCUCGGCCGACACCGUCAUCGUCACGCGCUCGGGCCAGGUCGUCGAGAAGCCGCGCUCCGAGGCGGACCACCUGCGCAUGCUCAAGAUGCUGCGCGACACGCGCGUGCACCGCGUCGUGACGACGGUGUGCGCGCUGGCCCCGCGCGCCGACGCCGCCCACCCGGGCUACGAGAUGAAGUCGCACACCGAGGAGACCAAGGUCUACUUCGCAGCCGACCUGGCCGACGAGGCGAUCGAGAGCUACGUCAAGACGCGCGAGGGCGCCGACAAGGCGGGCGGCUACGCGGUCCAGGGCGUCGCGGGGCUGAUACUGGUGGAGAAGAUCGAGGGCAACCUCGACAACGUGAUAGGCCUGCCUGUGCGCAAGUGUCUGCAGCUCUGCGAGAGGGUCGUCUACAGGCAACGGAAAGACGGGGAGGAGGAGGACAGUGAGGAGAGCGAGGAGGAGUAG
Messenger RNA from Thyridium curvatum, 876 nucleotides. RefSeq lists its product as uncharacterized. Gene Ontology annotation, molecular function: nucleoside triphosphate diphosphatase activity. The record is from RefSeq and is a predicted model, not a curated record. NCBI's taxonomy places the organism in Eukaryota, Fungi, Ascomycota, Sordariomycetes, Thyridiales, Thyridiaceae. Bases 1 to 876 code for a protein of 291 amino acids. The transcript has 2 exons.